UAUGACCAUCUUAUCCCAUUCCAAUUCCUAUCAUCAAUGUUGAUAACCAUUCAUUUGUGAGCAUAAAAAAAAUGGCUUCCCUUCCCGACUCGACUGUUAUCGAACGUUCCCGAGUAUCGCCACCACCGGCGACAAUAGGGGACAAGUCGUUGUCGCUUACUUUCUCCGACUUCUUGUGGCUACGCCAUCCUCCGGUUCACUAUCUUUUCUUCUAUGAACUCUCGGUCACCGAAACUCAAUUCGUGGAAACAUUCGUUCCACGUCUUAAACACUCGUUAUCAACGACUCUUCAAUACUUUUAUCCUUUUGCUGGUAACUUAAUCGUAUUUCCCACUCCUAAACCACCCGAAAUUCGUUAUGUUGAAGGUGAUUCUGUCGAAGUUACUUUUACAAAAAGUGACCUUGAUUUUAAUGAAUUAACCGGAAACCACCCUCGGAACUGUGACAAGUUUUACCAUCUUAUGCCACUUUUGGGCGAGCCUACAAAAACAUCGAAUUACUUAAAAAUCCCACUCUUUUCGGUUCAAGUAACAUUAUUUCCACACCAUGGCAUCUCUAUAGGGAUGACAAAUCACCAUAGCCUCGGUGACGCUAGCACGCGAUCGUUUUUCUUGAAAGCGUGGACCUCGAUUGCUAAAUUUGGCACCGAUGAGACAUUUCUAGCUAAUGGAACUUUGCCGGUCUACGAUAGAUUGGUCCAAAACCCAAAACUAGAUGAAAAUUAUCUAAGGUUUGCUAAAAUUCAAAGCCUGUAUGACGAAUACACAACUCAAAGCCUAUCUGGCCCGAAUAAUAAACUUCGGGCCGCAUUUAUCUUGACAAAAAAUGUCAUAGAUGAGUUGAAACGAACCGUUUCAACCCAACUCCCAACAUUAUCAUAUGUAUCGUCUUUUACUGUCACAUGUGCUUAUAUUUGGAGUUGCAUCGCAAAAGUACGCAACGAUGACGAAUCACAAAUUUUUGGCUUCGCCAUCGACUGCAGGACACGAAUAAUUCCCCCGGUCCCAGCCGCCUACUUUGGCAACUGUUUAGGGGGAUGUAUGGCAAACGAAAAAACAAGUUUGUUAAAAAAAGAAAAACAAGGAUUCUUGGAAGCUGCAAAAUUGAUUGGAGAAAGUCUACAUAAGGCCUUGGCUGAAACGGGCGGAAUCGUGACAAAUAUGGAAAGUUUAUUUGACGAUUUCUUAACCGUACCAACGAUUAUUGGGGUUGCAGGAACACCAAAACUCAAAGUUUAUGAUAUGGAUUUCGGGUGGGGGGACCCGAAAAAAGUUGAAACGAUUUCCAUCGAUUAUUCUUUGUCGAUUUCUAUGAAUGCCUGCAGGGAAUCAAACCAAGAUUUGGAAAUUGGUAUUUCCCUUUUGGCUAAUGAGAUGGAGGAUUUUGUUCGCGUAUUUCACGAUGGGUUAAAAACUUAUGUUUAGUUUAAUUCAUUGUAACGUUUGUGGUAUCCGAGACCAUAAGAUAAGAUCCUAUAAAAUAUUUCUGUUAUAGUUGGUUUA
Molecule: messenger RNA, 1502 nt
Organism: Erigeron canadensis
Lineage: Eukaryota; Viridiplantae; Streptophyta; Magnoliopsida; Asterales; Asteraceae
Product: malonyl-coenzyme A:anthocyanin 3-O-glucoside-6''-O-malonyltransferase-like
Exons: 1
Coding region: 72-1424 (450 amino acids)
Source: RefSeq, a predicted model, not a curated record